Messenger RNA from Hyla sarda, 858 nucleotides. It is a transcript of the gene LRRC38, whose product is annotated as leucine rich repeat containing 38. Gene Ontology annotation, cellular component: plasma membrane. The coding region runs from base 1 to 858 and encodes 285 amino acids. Gene Ontology annotation, molecular function: protein binding. The transcript has a single exon. NCBI's taxonomy places the organism in Eukaryota, Metazoa, Chordata, Amphibia, Anura, Hylidae. The record is from RefSeq and is a predicted model, not a curated record.
AUGCGGCCAUGCUUCCCCGCCUCCCGCUCCCCGGGCUCUGACCCGCUCUCCCGCUCCCCGGGCUCUGACCCGCUCUCCCGCUCCCCGGGUUCCCCGCCCUUCUCCCCGGAUUCUGUACCGCUCUCCCCCCGGGGCUUCCCCGCCUCCCGCUCCCCGGGUUCCCCGCCCUUCUCCCCGGGCUCUGUACCGCUCUCCCCCCGGGGCUUCCCUGCCUCCCGCUCCCCGGGUUCCCCGCCGCUCUUCCCCCCGUCCCCGCUCUUCUGCCUGGGCUGCCUGCUCCUCUUGCCCCGGGGUCUCCUGUGCCCCUCGGUCUGUACCUGUCCGGACCAUCACACCAUUGACUGCCGGGACCAGGGCCUCCCCCGCCUCCCCGACCUCUUCCCCCUGGAUGUACGGAAGCUCGUGGCGGCCAAUAACCACAUCCAGUCCAUCCCGGCCGACCUGCUGCUCUACUACGCGGACCUGCUCUACCUGGACCUGAGGAACAACUCUCUGACCUCCCUGGAGGACGGGACCUUCAGCGGCUCCUCCCGCCUCCUCUUCCUGGACCUCAGCUACAAUCACCUGACUCUGCUGGAUGCCGGAAUCUUCCGGGCGGCGGAGAAGAUGAUAAAGUUGAGUCUGGGGAACAAUAAUCUGUCGGAGGUUCAUGCUGACGCGUUCCAGAAUUUGGAGUCUCUUCAGGUCUUGGAGCUGAAUGACAAUAACUUACAGAGUCUGAGUGUGAGUGUCCUGGAGUCUCUGCCAUCUCUGCGGACUGUCCGCCUGGAGGGGAACCCCUGGACCUGUGACUGCAACUUCGCCAACAUCUUCAUGUGGAUGGAUGGAAAUCCCCAAAAACUACAAAAAGGUGGGUGA